Leptonychotes weddellii (Weddell seal) is the source of this 1241-nucleotide messenger RNA. The record is from RefSeq and is a predicted model, not a curated record. NCBI's taxonomy places the organism in Eukaryota, Metazoa, Chordata, Mammalia, Carnivora, Phocidae.
CACCAACACUUGCUUUUCUUGCAGAGUUGAGCACUUUGCCAAAAUCUACAGUCAAAAAAUCGGCAUCAAAAAGGAAGUUCUUUUGAAAACCUUGUGGGGAGAUUAUUAUAUCAAUAUGAAGGCCAAGAAGAUUAUGAAGGUGGAUCAGGCAAAAGGAAAGAAACCUUUAUUUGUGCAGCUGAUCCUGGAGAAUAUAUGGAGUUUGUAUGAUGCCGUCUUGAAAAAGGACAGAGAAAAAAUUGAUAAAAUAGUGACUUCCUUAGGAUUGAAAAUUGGAGCCCGGGAGGCACGACAUUCAGACCCUAAAGUUCAGAUCAAUGCCAUCUGCAGCCAGUGGCUCCCCAUCUCCCAUGCUGUGCUGGCAAUGGUGUGUCAGAAGCUUCCCAGCCCCCUGGAUAUGACAGCUGAGAGGGUGGAGAGACUGAUGUGCACAGGAUCACAGACGUUCGACUCUCUUCUGCCCGAAACCCAGGCCCUGAAAGCAGCUUUCAUGAAAUGUGGAAGCGAGGACACUGCUCCAGUUAUUAUCUUUGUUUCCAAAAUGUUCGCCGUCGAUGCCAAGGCCCUGCCCCAGAAUAAGCCCAGAUCCCGAUCGGUUCCUGCAGGAAUUACGGCUGCAGCCUCCUGGCUGGUCCCUCUGCCCGGGCUCUGGCUUUGCCAAUCCGUGUGCCGUCCAUCCUACGCUGGGAUCUGGAAUGAAAACUUGAUGUGGGUGCCUCGAAGCUCCUCUUCUGUAGGACCCACAUCUACUCUGGAUGUUCUUCGUAAGGAUUUUUUGAGUAACCCGAGAGAAAUAAUGUAAAUAAUACUUAAGAAUGUCCGGUACCUCGGGGGCAUCUUAAGUCUUAUUCUUCUGUCUUAUGAAGAAUAACGGCGGUGACUCCACUGGCUGCCAUCCGCGGAGCUCAGACAGUAUUCGUUUCUCCGCGUCCGUGGGCCGUUGAGAUCUGACAGCACUUCCUGAGUGGGAAGUAGUCAGGGUUUCAGUUUUGCCUGUGACGGAAAAAGUAAGUUAGGGGCUCCAGGUCACGGAGCUGGAAGGAGGCCACCAGUGUUCGAACCCAGGUCUUGUCCAUUCACAGCGUGGAACCUGGCCUUGUUCGUCCAGUGUGGCUUGUCUUUCUUUUUCUCUUUUCAUUUUUCCAGCUUUUACAUUUGAGUUUAUUCUUCAUUUAACUUUGAAAACAGCACUAUCAUUGAAUAUUGAAACAAAAGCAGUAGGGAGGGGCGCCUGGGUGGCU